This is a messenger RNA of Penicillium angulare, 3327 nucleotides long. Its product is annotated as calcium/hydrogen antiporter. The record is from RefSeq and is a predicted model, not a curated record. NCBI's taxonomy places the organism in Eukaryota, Fungi, Ascomycota, Eurotiomycetes, Eurotiales, Aspergillaceae. Gene Ontology annotation, biological process: intracellular calcium ion homeostasis; calcium ion transmembrane transport. Gene Ontology annotation, molecular function: calcium:proton antiporter activity. Gene Ontology annotation, cellular component: membrane; endomembrane system. The coding region runs from base 1 to 3327 and encodes 1108 amino acids. The transcript is spliced from 6 exons.
AUGGCGGGCGACACAAAAGACCCCGAGGCUCCCGAGUCAAAACGGCCCUCAGGGAUGUCAGGUAGUGAUUACGCCUCGGUGUCAUCCAAUCCGGCUUUAAGAUCAACUUCUUCUGCACGAAGAACUUACGGAACCCUGGAUACCUCCUCCACUGAAGCAACAUCUGACGUACGCCACGAAGAGAACCAGGAGGACUCCAUGGGUCGCGCUUUCACCUCAUCCUCCACAGCUCCCGAUAGGCCUAGAAAGCCCUCGGUUACGCGCCGCAUGUCCUCGAAGCGCCAAAUACCCCACAAGGGACAAGAAUUUUCCACCGACGAUGAUCUUAAGGAAAUCGAAGAAGAUGCCCUCCAUCAAUCCACCCAGCCGUCACCGAGAAUUCGCCCCUUGCGUGCAACUUCCACCUUGAGGCGCCGUCCGAGUGCUCGACCCAGCCCGCUGAUCUGGGGUGAAUCGGAUAAUAUCAGUGUGGAUGAGACCGGCCUUCCGGAGCCGGGCUUAGAAGCCUCACUCGAGCUUCCAUCACUGCGGCAGUUGGAUGGCGGAAGCGAUCUCGACAGCGUAGACGAGGAUUCCCAUAAUGAUAAUCAUGAUGACAGCGACGAAGACGACGACGAGGAGGAUGUGUCUAGUGAUACCGAAAGCUUUACGCUCAAGGAUCGGCAGCAAGCUAUCAAUGAAACCCAUCCAUUCGGUAUUCGAAUCUGGAAGCCGGCUUUGUAUAAGAAAAGCCGAUCGGUGGAAAAAACGGCCGAGGGCGAUAUUCAUUCGUCUCCUGGGGGUCGUGUGAGUCCUAUGCUAUUCCUGACUAACAUCCUGUGGUCUUUAUGUUUUGGAUGGUGGCUUGCCUUGGUUUCUCUAAUGGCAGCGAUCGCAUGCUUUUUCUUUGCCUACUCCUCCAGUGCCCGAGCCUACGGAAGGGUUUUCUCGGGCUUAUCGCGCUACCUACUCUACCCAUUCGGCUCUUUCGUUCUUCUCCAAACAGAUGAGAUUUAUGCAGAAGAGGAUGAAGGUGAAGGCCGAAGCAUCAGCGAGUACGAGCAAUGGCAGAAUGGGGAUCUGGAACAUGGUCGACUAUUCUUCGGACCUCGUAGGGACCGAUCGCUUGUUGGGCGUCGACGGAAUAGCGUGGAUUCUGCUGGUGAGCAAGAUAGUCUGCUAGGACGGCCUCUGCGAGGAGAGCGAGAAGAUUCACAGUUUCACCACUCCAAGCGUCGUCUCUUCGGCCGCGGUGAAUGGACCACGGGCCGAGUUGUGUUCUUCAUAUUCUUCUACUUCUUAGUGGGACCCUUGACACUUAUGGUGUCGCUAAUUUGCUGGUUACUGGUCUUCUUUAUUCCAAUGGGCCGCGUGACACUGGUUCUGGUGAGCCACCUGCGGCGCCAUCCUCUUGCCUUGUCUUUUCACUCGGACACCUCAUAUUCACGACUUAGCUCUGGAUCUUCCUCGCCCUCCAUCCUCUUAUGUACCUACCGUGCUGCAGGAAGCAGGUACUGGAAAUACACUAUCGAUGGCACUAAUAUCUUCUUUAUUAAUCUGCUGAGUGUUGUCCUUUUUGUCAUACUUGACUACCAUUUCCUGGGCAACUUCCUAGGCAUAAAGACAUGGCUCACCCAUCCAGGGCUCAUCUUUACUCUGGCCUUAUUUUCGAUUAUUCCACUGGCCUAUUUCAUCGGUCAAGCUGUGGCUUCCAUCUCCGCCCAAUCAUCCAUGGGAUUAGGUGCCGCGAUUAAUGCAUUUUUCUCGACUGUGGUAGAAGUAUACCUCUACUGUGUUGCUUUAACAGAAGGCAAAGCCCAACUUGUGGAGGGAAGUAUCAUCGGAAGUAUAUUUGCCGGUAUCCUUUUCCUCCCCGGACUAUCAAUGUGUUUUGGCGCCAUCAAGCGUAAAACCCAGCGGUUCAAUGUCAAAUCCGCCGGUGUAACAUCAACAAUGCUACUAUUUGCUAUGAUUGCAGCCUUCGGACCCACUCUGUUCUAUCAGGUCUAUGGCAGUCACGAACUUAAUUGCCAUGCUUGUACAGCGACAUUCCAGGAUGCAUUCUACGAGAAAGCUGUUCAACCGUACGCAUGGGCUGCGGCUGGUUUCCUUUUCCUGUCGUACAUCAUUGGUCUUUGGUUCACCCUAAGAACCCACGCUGCUUUAAUCUGGGCCACCGAAAUUGAAGAAAAAGAGAAGAAGGCAGCUGCGGCUCAAGCUGCUCACGAUUCAGCAUCGUUUGAACCCAGACAUAUGCUCUUUUCAGGAUCGGCCGAGGCUUCCGGGGCACUAGCCAGCCGCAAAGACUCGAUCAGGGAAACUCAACUGUACAAGCGGAUUCUAGGACAAUCAUUAAGACAAGUCGGCCUAGAAGAUGAAAGUGGCAACAAUUGGGAGCAGUGUGAUAAUGUUUCGGAGAAUCGGAGCAGUAUACCUCAUCUAGUACCCCCAUCGAGCAGCGGCGACAAAGACCGCAAGAUUCCCAAGGCUAUCCACGGGCUUACUGGGGAAGACAACGAGCGUCUUGUACGACAAGUCACAGAGGUUGCAGCAACUGCAGCCGCAGUGGCGGCUCGCGAUGCCGCUCGAAGCCGCAAACCUGCUGGUCAACAAACUGCUGGGCGUCAUGCUGGUCGUGCCUUGGCAGAGCAAGCAAAACAAGCUCAAACCCAAGCCUUAGACGAAGUCGAGGACAUCGGUGUUGCUGUCGAAGCUAACCACACUGCUGGAGGUCAUGAUGCUCCAAAUUGGAGUAAAGCUAAGAGUUCCAUUAUUCUGCUUGGAGCAACCUUGCUGUACGCUAUUAUUGCAGAAAUUCUUGUCAACACGGUAGACGUGGUAUUGGAAAGCGUUGAUAUUGACGAAAAGUUCCUUGGUAUCACACUUUUUGCUCUGGUCCCCAACACCACUGAGUUCCUUAAUGCUAUUUCGUUCGCAAUGAACGGUAAUAUUGCCCUGUCCAUGGAGAUUGGUUCAGCGUACGCAUUGCAGGUCUGCCUACUGCAGGUGCCUGCUCUUGUUUUAUUCAGUGCCAUAUACACCAGUUCCAUGAUCCCAUCAGAGCUCGCAAAGCACUCUUUCAACCUCAUUUUCCCUCAAUGGGAUAUGAUUACCGUGAUCCUGUGUGUCUUCUUGCUUUCGUACGUAUACGGCGAAGGAAAGAGCAACUACUUCAAGGGUUCCGUCCUGGUCUUGACGUACCUGGUUGUUGUGCUCGGCUUUUAUCUGUCAGGUUAUAGCAAUAUGGACAAUAUGGGCGUGGACCGAUUUGACACGCUUGCUCUGGGCGCUAAUGGCCCCGAGAAGUUCUAUACAAUCGGUCACACUCGUGCAGGUAGGGCAUAUUAA